This is a messenger RNA of Archocentrus centrarchus (flier cichlid), 1461 nucleotides long. It is a transcript of the gene hpda, whose product is annotated as 4-hydroxyphenylpyruvate dioxygenase a. The transcript is spliced from 14 exons. Gene Ontology annotation, molecular function: lactoylglutathione lyase activity; metal ion binding; 4-hydroxyphenylpyruvate dioxygenase activity. The coding region runs from base 68 to 1255 and encodes 395 amino acids. Gene Ontology annotation, biological process: L-tyrosine catabolic process. Gene Ontology annotation, cellular component: Golgi membrane; endoplasmic reticulum membrane. Lineage: Eukaryota; Metazoa; Chordata; Actinopteri; Cichliformes; Cichlidae. The record is from RefSeq and is a predicted model, not a curated record.
CUGUUCUUCUUUGGCUGGACACUGAUUUCCAAUCUCUCUCUUCUCUGAGCCGAUCUAAAAUCGCAGCAUGACAAGCUACACAGACAAAGGGGAGAAGCCCGCACGGGGGAGGUUUGUCAGGUUUCAUCAUGUCACCUUCUGGGUCGGCAACGCCAAACAGGCAGCCUCGUUCUACUGUGAUAAGAUGGGCUUCGAGCCCCUGGCCUACAAAGGUUUGGAGACUGGCAGCAGAGAGGUGGUGUCUCAUGUCAUCAGACAGAAUAAGAUAAUCUUUGCAUUUGAAUCGGCUCUUAAUCCUGGAAAUGAAGAGAUGGGAGAACACUUAGUUAAGCACGGAGAUGGAGUCAAAGACAUCGCCUUCCAAGUGGAGGACUGUGACUUCUUAUUCAAGACGGCUAAGGACCGAGGAGCUGUGGUCGUCAAGGAGCCCUGGGUGGAGCAGGACAGCCAUGGGAGGGUCAAGUUUGCUGUGAUUCAGACGUAUGGAGAUACAACGCACACGCUCAUUGAGUACCUCGGACCCUACAAGGGCCUUUUCCUGCCAAGCUACAAAGAGCCUCUGUUCAGGGAUCCCUUAUUAGCUAAACUCCCACCAACAGGUCUGAACUUCAUCGAUCAUAUUGUGGGAAACCAGCCAGAUGACCAAAUGGUGCCAGUUUCAGACUGGUAUCAGGCGUGCCUGAUGUUUCACCGCUUCUGGUCAAUAGAUGACAAACAGAUCCACACACAGUACAGUGCGCUGAGGUCCAUAGUGGUGACAAACUAUGAAGAGACCAUCAAGAUGCCAAUCAAUGAACCUGCCAUGGGGAAAAAGAAGUCACAAAUCCAGGAAUUUGUGGACUAUAACGGGGGACCAGGUGUUCAGCACAUUGCCCUCAACACGUCAAACAUUAUCGAAUCUAUAGUGAACCUGCGCGCCCGAGGGAUGGAGUUCCUCUCAGCACCCGACACGUAUUAUGACACCUUGCGGGAGAAACUCAAAACUGCCAAAAUCCAGGUGUUGGAGGACCUCGAUCGUUUACAGGAACUAAGAAUUUUAGUGGAUUUUGAUGACAAGGGCUACCUCCUUCAAAUCUUUACCAAGCCUAUCCAGGACAGACCAACACUUUUCUUGGAGGUCAUUCAGAGGAAUAACCACUUUGGCUUCGGGGCAGGAAACUUCAAGUCUCUCUUUGAGGCUAUUGAGAAGGACCAAGAUGCCCGGGGCAACCUCACUGUGCUGACACCCAAAGGGCAGCCCAAAGCCUUCUACUGAUCCUUUGACUGCUGCUGCCAAACCACAUUGAGACUCUUAUCUACGGCUGUGGAUUUCAGACGCAAUCAGCAACACCCACCACGGCUGCAGUACAGCAAACACACAGUGUCGAAUAUCGCAGUGUGACAAGUUGAGCGCGUUAUCAGACAUGCUUUAAGCUGUCAGAAGAUUGCACAGUGUUUGGUUAAAUAAAGAAACAAAUGUGG